GCGCCCCGCGAGACCCCUGCGUCGUCCCCCGCCCCCACUUACCGGGCCCCUGAGCAGGGGCCGGAGCCGCCGGCGGCGGGGCGGGGGGGGCGCCCCGAUGAGCCCCGAGUGCGAGGAGCCGCCGCCCCCCCGCGCAGGGCGCCAUGUUCUGGAAGUUUGACCUGCACACAAGCUCGCACAUUGACACGCUGCUGGAGCGGGAGGACCUGAGCCUGCCUGAGCUGUUGGAUGAGGAGGACGUGCUGCAGGAGUGCAAGGUUGUGAACCGCAAGCUACUUGACUUCCUGCUGCAGCCACCCCACCUGCAGGCCAUGGUGGCCUGGGUCACCCAGGAGCCACCGGCCAGUGGUGAGGAGCGCCUGCGCUACAAGUACCCGAGUGUGGCGUGCGAGAUCCUGACCUCAGACGUGCCCCAGAUCAAUGAUGCCCUGGGUGCUGAUGAGUCCCUCCUAAACCGGCUCUACGGCUUUUUGCAGAGCAGCGGCAGCCUCAACCCGCUGCUGGCCAGCUUCUUCAGCAAGGUCAUGGGCAUCCUCAUCAACCGCAAGACGGACCAGCUCGUGUCCUUCCUGCGCAAGAAGGACGACUUUGUGGACCUGCUGCUGCAGCACAUUGGCACUUCGGCUAUCAUGGACCUGCUGCUGCGGCUGCUCACCUGCGUGGAGCGGCCCCAGCUGCGGCAGGACGUCGUCAAUUGGCUCAAUGAAGAGAAGAUUGUCCAGCGGCUGAUUGAGCUGAUACACCCCUCUAAAGACGACAAUCAACAUUCCAACGCGUCCCAGUCCCUGUGUGACAUCAUCCGCCUGAGCCGAGAGCAGAUGAUCCAGGUGCAGGACAGCCCAGAGCCUGACCCGCUGCUGAGCACCCUUGAGAAGCAGGAGACAAUUGAACAGCUCCUGAGCAACAUGUUUGAGGGAGAGCAGAGCCAGUCUGUCAUUGUCAACGGGAUCCAGGUGCUGCUGACGUUGCUGGAGCCCAGGAGGCCCAGGUCCGAGUCCAUGACCAUGAACAACUUCUUCUGCAGUGUGGACGGGCAGCUAGAGCUACUGGCCCAGGGCACCCUGGAGAGCCCUGCAUCUAGCAUUGGUGCCCUGCAUGCCCUGCGGCCACGGCUCAGCCACUUCCACCGGCUGCUGCUCGAGCCGCCCAAGCUGGAGCCGCUGCAGACGACGUGGGGCAGCCUGGCCCCUCCACUGGGGAACACACGGCUACAUGUGGUCAAGCUCAUGGCCAGCGCCCUGAGCACCAAUGACAUGGCCCUGACGCAGGAGCUCCUGGCACUGGACGUGCCCAACACCAUGCUGGAUCUCUUCUUCCACUAUGUCUUCAACAACUUCCUGCAUACCCAAGUGGAAAUGUGUGUGAGCGCAAUGCUGAGUGCAGGGCCCCCUCCUGACAGCAGCCCUGAGAUCCCUGUCCCUAACCCUGUCGUCAAACAUCUGCUGCAGCACUGCCGCCUGGUGGAGCGCAUCCUGACAUCCUGGGAGGAGAACGACCGUGUGCAGUCCAGAGGAGGCCCGCGGAAAGGCUACAUGGGCCACCUCACGCGGGUGGCCAACAGUUUGGUGCAGAAUGCGGAGAAGGGGCCCAACGUUGAGCAGCUGGGGCAGCUGCUGAAGGAGCUGCCCGAGGAGCAGCGGGAGCAGUGGGAGGCCUUCGUGGCGGGGCCGCUGAUGGAGACCAACAAGAAGAACACAGUGGAUCUGGUGAGCACCCACCCCCUGCACUCCUCCAGCGAUGACGAGGACGACCGGCUGAAGGAGCUCAGCUUCCCUGAGGAGGCUGUGCUGCAGCAGGCCUUCAUGGAUUUUCAGAUGCAGCGCAUGACGUCAGCCUUCAUCGACCAUUUUGGCUUCAAUGAUGAGGAGUUUGGGGAGCAGGAGGAGAGUGUGAAUGCACCUUUUGACAAGACAGCUAAUAUCACCUUCUCCCUCAAUGCCGAUGACGAGAAUCCCAACUCCAACCUGCUUGAGAUCUGCUACAAGGACCGCAUCCAGCAGUUCGACGAUGACGAGGAGGAGGAGGACGAGGAGGGCCAGGGCUCGGGGGAGUCGGACGGCGAGGACAGUGCCUGGCGGGGCGGCCAGCUGCCCAGGGGGGCCCGCCUUGGCCAGCACCAGAGCAUCCGGAGCGGGGGCAGCACAGACAGUGAGGAAGAUGAUGAUGAGGAAGAGGAGGAGGACGACGAGGAGGAUGCCGAUGGCCACGGCCACAUGGCCAGGGGUGGGGCCGGUGCCCCCUCCUACCCGAGCCCCAGCCCUCAGCCUGUGGCACCACCACCCCAGGGUGAGUGGAGUGAGGCGGGUGGGGUCGGUGGAACCCAGUCCCCUCCAGUGCUCACCCUUCCUCCUCCUCCAGGCCGCGGCUGGAUGGCCACCUUUGACCCAGUGCCUACUGAAGCCCCUACAGGCCCCCGUGUCUCCGGGGGCAAACAGCCCGGGCCCACGGCCCCCCAGGGGCCUCACGAUGGCCCCCAGGGCCCACUUGCCCUGAGCCUGGCUGUCCUUCCAGCCAGCGAAGGCCUGCAGGUUAGGUCUAAGGACCCUGCAGCCCCUUUAGCACCUCAGGAAGCCUCUGCUUAUGGCGGUGUCGCAGAGCCUGUGGCCCCCUGCCAGGCCUUGGUCAGCGUCGGGGACCUCCAGGCCACUCUCAGCAGGAUGCACGGCACCCCCAGCUCCUUAGACAGUGCAACCAGAGACCCCUCUACCUCUGUCCCAGCCACCCGGGCCCAGCAGCCCCCCGAGACCACCGAGGGGGAGAAGAAUCCAGCGCCCUUGGGGCUACCCCAAAGCCAGAGCGCCCAGCCCCUCCAGCCGCCUCUGAUGCCCAAUGGCUCCACUCUGGAUGGGCCUGUGGCCCCGGGCUCCCAGUGA
This is a messenger RNA of Trichechus manatus latirostris (Florida manatee), 2873 nucleotides long. It is a transcript of the gene PPP6R1, whose product is annotated as protein phosphatase 6 regulatory subunit 1. Gene Ontology annotation, molecular function: protein phosphatase regulator activity; protein phosphatase binding. The record is from RefSeq and is a predicted model, not a curated record. The coding region runs from base 144 to 2873 and encodes 909 amino acids. Lineage: Eukaryota; Metazoa; Chordata; Mammalia; Sirenia; Trichechidae. Gene Ontology annotation, cellular component: cytosol; nucleus. The transcript has 22 exons.